Drosophila rhopaloa is the source of this 1211-nucleotide messenger RNA. RefSeq names its product signal recognition particle receptor subunit beta (gene SrpRbeta). Lineage: Eukaryota; Metazoa; Arthropoda; Insecta; Diptera; Drosophilidae. Gene Ontology annotation, molecular function: GTP binding. The transcript is spliced from 3 exons. Gene Ontology annotation, cellular component: plasma membrane; cytoplasm. Gene Ontology annotation, biological process: vesicle-mediated transport; intracellular protein transport. The record is from RefSeq and is a predicted model, not a curated record. The coding region runs from base 80 to 814 and encodes 244 amino acids.
AGUGUUGCAAAGUGCUGGCCUUACAUGAGUGCGUGUCAUUUUUCCCAUCCAAUUUGUUUGGUGUUUUUGUUAGCCGAAAAUGGACAAACUAAAUGAAAAUGCACGAGAGCGGAAGCAAAUCAAGCUGGGCGAGAUCGACACAGGUCCCAUUUUGGUGGCCCUUUUGCUGGGCUUCAUCGCAGUGGCCAUCUUUGUGAUCCUGCGAAGACGCUCUGCUGGUCGUCGGGACUUCCUGCUUGCCGGUCUCAGUGAAUCCGGCAAAAGUGCCAUCUUCAUGCAGCUGCUCCAUGGCAAAUUCCCUGCUACUUUUACUUCGAUCAAGGAGAAUGUGGAGGUUUACCAGGCAGGCAGCUCAUCCGCCAGAUUAGUGGAUAUACCCGGACAUUACAGAGUGCGCGACAAGUGCCUGGAGCUAUAUAAACAUCGGGCAAAGGGCAUUGUCUUUGUUGUGGACUCUGUUACGGCCCAGAAGGAGAUCCGCGAUGUGGCUGAUUUCCUGUACACCAUCUUAUCGGACAGUGCCACCCAGCCCUGCUCCGUCUUGGUCCUGUGCAACAAGCAGGAUCAAACCACCGCCAAAAGCGCCCAGGUCAUCAAAGGUCUGCUGGAGAAGGAGCUUCAUAUAGUGCGCGAUACGAGGAGCCGCAAACUUCAAUCCGUGGGCGACGACGACAGCAGCAAGUCCAUUACUUUGGGCAAACCAGGACGAGAUUUCGAGUUCACACAUAUCGCACAGAACAUUCAGUUUGUGGAAGCCUCCGCCAAGGAUCAGGAACUGAAACCCCUUACCGACUGGCUGGCUCGCCUCCUGUGAAGUGGCGGCACAAAGCUCUCUGACUGAGAACAAACAGGAAUCCUAAACAAACGAAAGCGGAACACAAAAGAACAUAUUGAUAUUUAUUUUACUGCUUAGCGCCCUUAAUAUCGUAUAUAUGCCAUGCCUAUAUCGCUGUUAGAGUUUAAAUCCGUGCAUUGUUAUAUACCCGUUUUCCCAAGCCUUCCCCCUCCUUGCAAUGUUCCCGUCUAAUUUUAGGUUAUUAUGGAAAUUUUUUAUACUUUUUAGCAUUAAUUUGUCGGUCGAUUUUUGAAUAAGAAUUAUGUAUCGAAAGAUUUAUAAAAAAAAUCCGAGUAACAAGUGUGCAUUUACAAACGCAGAUUCAAAUUCUGGGCUUAGUGAUGGUUUGAAAAUAUAAAAACGGGUCCUCAAGGAA